Molecule: messenger RNA, 3101 nt
Organism: Salmo salar (Atlantic salmon)
Lineage: Eukaryota; Metazoa; Chordata; Actinopteri; Salmoniformes; Salmonidae
Gene: lyset
Product: lysosomal enzyme trafficking factor
Source: RefSeq, a predicted model, not a curated record
AAAUGAGUUCCGACAAGGAAAAUUCGUUGUGAACUGUCACCCAACUCAGAAUAUCAAGCGGAAACACGGGCAUCUUUCUAGACUUUCCGACCUGAAGUCAGAAGUUCGAGAUUUCCGAGUACCUAGUUGUUAUGAACGCGGCAUUAUCUCAUUUUCUAAUGUCUCUGGUCAGUCAUAUGACAAGGAAGAAAGGCAAUCGGUGUUGUUGUUGGUUUAUUAAAUGGCCUGGGGUUAUGAAAUAAUAUGAACAUGGAUUAAAAAUGAAAUCACAGCAAGUUGCCUCGUCAACGAAACUGUUUGUCAUGUAAAGAAAGGGAGGAGUAUGGAGAAUGAUGAACUUCCGUCAGCGGAUGGGAUGGAUCGGUGUGGGGCUGUACCUUCUGGCUAGCGUGGCUGUCGUCUACUAUGUCUUUGAGAUUGACCAGACAUACAACCGUCUCACCCUGGAGCACGUGGAGCGGGUGGCUGAGGAGCAGCGACCUCUGGCAGGGGACAACACGCCUCCCGCCACAUCCUCUGGGCCCCCAUCCUCAGCCUCACUGCCCACCUGGACCCAGAGUCUCAAAACUCGCCUGCUCCUCUUGCCCUUCUGGGUGUGGGUCACCAUCUUCCUCGUGCCCUACCUUCAGGUGUUCCUCUUCCUCUACUCGUGCACGCGCACCGACCCCAAGACGGUGGGCUACUGCAUCCUGCCCAUAUGCCUGGCGGUACUCUGCAACCGCCACCAGACCUUUGCCAAGGCGUCCAAUCAGAUCAGCCGGCUGCAGCUGAUUGACACCUAAAGUGUCCAACCGAUUGAGACGGUGGAUAAUAUGAGAGGCGGGGUGAGCAGCCUUAGUGCAUGCUGCACACAAACUAGGCGGAGGCCUACUACUCUCACACCUGAACUACAGGAUGCUUAACACUCACCUAGUACACUGUGUGACGUGUUAAGUCUACCAGGCAUCACUAGGCAAUUCACUUGGGGGGGGGUGGUGGUUUUGUUGAUGUGUAUGUGUGCUGUUCUUGAGAUGAACAAUGGUACGCGUUUCACAACCCUUUGUAUUUGUGAUUUCUUACAUUCAACAAAGGCUGGACCAAAGGGUGCCACGCGCUCCAGGGUCUCACCACAGUACCUGACUAUGAUACAGACACCAAUCAUUGAGGGUUUAUCCGUUCACUGCAAGGUCCCACUUUUUUGAGCAAAUAAUUCUGUGAGGAAAGUUUGAGAGCCAUAUUGGUUCAAUCAUCAUCCCAAAACUAUUACCACCCCACUGACUCGAAGUAAGGUGAAAUAUGACGUGUCAAAUAAUUUGUACAGACAGUUUUAGGAAUGUGAUGCCAUUUAAAAAAACUGUCUUAGUGGACCAGUAGUGAUUCUUAGAUAAGUACUGCAGUGUUGUUUUGUUAUUGGUCUGAAUGUAUUUUGUAUUGUUAUUUACUGCUGUGUUGGCUCAGUAAUUUCCUUCUACAUGCUUUUUUUGUCAUUCUAUUACUUGCAAUAUUUAGGAAGUGUUUCGGGAUUUGUCAAUUGGUCCAUCUAUCCAGUAUUUGUAUAAGAUAAAUAUCUUGUGCCUUUAAGGACCCCCCCCCCCCCCAAGUAAAGUCAAAGAAAGUCCACACAAAGCACACGGACCAUGCUUUUGAAAAAUACUUCUUCUAAUCUUCUACUACAGCCAUUGUUUGUCCUUGUGUGCCAUAAAGUGACAAAAACGUGACAUGAAAUUGUCAAUGUUAUUGCCUUUUUUAUGAGGAUCCCUGGUCCCUUUUUUGUAUGACAUUUAUGUGGAAAUGUGUUGUAUGAUCAGUGAGUUGUGGAAUCCUUCACAUAUGUAAGUUACGAGGAAAAUGUUCACUGCCAAAAAAGAUAAUUUCCUAUCUUGAAAUGAGCAAUGGGACAAAUAUGGCUUUCCUAUAUGAUCUUAAAUGUUUGUGCCACAUUAAUUUAUAUGGCAGGUAGUGUCCUUAAGCAAUUCUGCAAAAUACUCUUCAUUUGAACAUUGUUUUGAAAUCAUCGUUGGCUACUCUUUGUUGUGUUGAUGGUCAACCUCCAUAUUUUUAAAUGUUUCCAAUUGAUUCGAGAUGGUACUAUUCUGAUUAAGUUUUGAUUUAACUUUCCAUCUACAUUAGCACAGUAAUGAAUGUACAAAAGGUUUAUUUGACCUUCCUCCCAACACAGGGAAGUGGCAUGUGCUGCGUCGAGUGACCUGACCGAAAGGGAAUUGGGCUGGCUUGUGUUCAUUAAGGCACAGAAAAUACAUUUGUCCAGGUAAUCCUUCCAUGCUUAUCAGUUCUGUUUGUUUCCUAAUGAACACAACCCUGAUUUUGCCCUUGCACUACACAGCUGAUUCAAAUAAUCAAAGCUUGAUGAGUUGGUUAAUUGAAUCAGCUGUGUAGUGCUAGGACAAAAGUGCAGGAGGAGGGGGGCUGCGCUGCUACAAAGGAUCAUCUACUUGGGUUUUGGACUGGGUGUUUUUAGUGGCUCACAUGACAUUUUCACCGAACUAUUGUCUUUCACUCCACCCCGUUUCAACUUCAUCUAUUUUUACUAUGUUGCACCCAUUAACAUCUUAGUGCACAACUUGGGUCCUCAGGAGUUGCAGUGUCUACAAAGGGUCAUGUUCAGUAGGCAUAAGAUGGAAGAAACAUUUACAGAAGGAGUUACUACCUGAACUCAUAGGAAUGCUCAUUUUGAUAAUUUUUUUUCAUUUUCUCCUACUGAAAGUACUAACUGACUACACUAACUGAAACCUCAAGCUAGCCAAUGUGGUGACAUUGUAUCUAACCUGAUUUGAUCAAUAAGUGUCAAAAUCAUACUUUGCAGAAGCUUCCCUACUCGACCAGAGUUGUCCACCCUUGAUUCAACCUACACAAGUCCUAUAUGAUAGUUUGGACGUAGAGACACUGCCUGUCAUGGUUCCUCUAGGUUUGUUUAUUUAAAAAAAAGUGUUAAUUGAAAAGGAAUAUUAGAAGAAAAAAAUAAUAAUAUGGGCUUGUUUGGUCUGUCUAAAAGAAUGAGUGGCUAUUCACGUUGGUGCUUCUGAUUUUUAUUGCCUUUCAAAUCUAAAUGCACUGUGAUUAAAGGUCUGGAUUGUAAGAAAAUUAAACAUGUUAUGGGAAAA